Messenger RNA from Mobula hypostoma (lesser devil ray), 4629 nucleotides. RefSeq names its product guanylate-binding protein 1-like. The transcript is spliced from 13 exons. Gene Ontology annotation, molecular function: GTPase activity; GTP binding. The coding region runs from base 1 to 2400 and encodes 799 amino acids. NCBI's taxonomy places the organism in Eukaryota, Metazoa, Chordata, Chondrichthyes, Myliobatiformes, Myliobatidae. The record is from RefSeq and is a predicted model, not a curated record.
AUGCAAACAUUUAUUGCGGAACAUCAGUCGGCUAUAUCUGAUCUUCAAAAAUUCGCGCAACAAAGUGAGCUUAAGAUGGGGAAAAUCGAAGAAACAAUUAAUGUAAUGAAGAAGAAACUUGACUUUUUGACUUUUAAAAACUCUGACUUGGAAUCUAGAAUGCGACGGCAGAAUUUACGAAUGAUCGGGGAGAUGAUGAAUUCUACUAACAAGUCUGUCAAGGUCAAAAUCGAGGAAAGGUCACAAGAGCAAUGUGAGACACAUCUAGCAAAAGAAAUGUCAACAAUUCAAACAAAACUGACAUCUGGACGUUACCGGGAACCUGGUGGUUUUCAGAAGCUGAAGAAGGAUCUUGAUAAUGCCCUCAAUGAGUAUAAAGAAAAGACUAAGAAUCAUACAAAGGGGUGUGCUGGCUUCACACUGUUCCAAGAAACACCUCGUCUAGACCAGGUACAGAAGCUGGAGAGCAAUAUGACAGAACAUAUCUCUGCUUUGGAAGAGGAGCUCUCAAGGCUGCAACGUGAGAAGGAGAAGAUGGAGCAGAAGAGGAAAACAUUUGAAGAAUGCAGAAAUAUUUCAGGACAGGACUGUCUGAUGUCGGUAACCAGGGACCCUGAUGCCAACAGACAGAAGAUGGAGAAACCCUUGCAGCUGGUUUGUAACAAGGAUGGGAAGCUGCAACUUAACCCAGAGGCUCUGAAGGUUCUCCAGUCCAUCGAGGAUCCAAUGGUUGUUGUGGCUAUGGUUGGUGCUGCUCGUACAGGGAAGUCCUACCUCAUGAACUGUCUCGCGGGAGACAAGAACGGAUUCUCAGUGGAUUUAACGGUCCAGUCUCAUACCAAAGGAAUCUGGAUGUGGUGUGGAUCCCUCCCUCAGAGACCCAAUGAGGUCCUCCUGUUGUUGGACAUCGAGGGUCUGGAAGAUCCUGAGAAGGGAGACAGCCAGAAUGAUAAUUCCAUCUACUCACUGGCUAUCCUUCUGAGCAGCGUCUUCAUUUACAAUGGUCAAAGAAAGAUAGACCAGCAAUCCCUGCAAGACCUACAUUUUGUGACUGAACUGUCCAAGUGGAUCCAGAUGAAGUCCCAGUCUGAUGCCUGUGACAGCUGGGAUUUUGUCCGUUUCUUCCCUGAAUUUGUCUGGGUGAUCCGUGAUUUGACACUGGAUAUGAACAUCAAUGGAAAAGAUGUGACUCCGAAUGAGUACCUGGAGCACAGUCUGAAACUGAAGGACAGUGAGAUCAGUGAGCAGGACAAGAAAUAUAAUGAGCUCCGCAGGUGUAUCCGCAAUCAUUUUCCCUCACGUUGCUGCUUUGCAUUUCCCAUUUCCACAUUCCAGAAGAAACCCAAGCAGCUCCAGGAACUGGAGGACAAGGAUCUGGAUGAGGAUUUUGUUACGGAGCGGCAGAAACUCAUCAAUUACAUUCAGACCCACAAGAAAUUCAAGAGUGUUGUUGGGGGUCUGCUGGUCACUGGCAGGAGAUUUGUUGAAUUAACAAAGGCGUAUGUGGGCAUGAUGGCGGAUGGGGUCCUACCGUGUGUGGAGAGCUGUGUCGCCGAAUUAGUGGAGGUGGAAAAUCAAGCAGCAGUAGAUGAAGCCCAGAAAUUCUUUGAUGGUGAAAUGAGAAUAAUCUCAAAAUCUGACAAUGUUACGAUGAACAAACUCAUAGAUUAUUACUAUAGGAAGAGCAAAGCGGCAUUCAGUAUCUUCCACAAAAGAUGUAUAAACAACAGUGGCAAACACUUCAAACAGCUGGAGGAAAUAAUGAGUUUAACUUACAAGUCUCUCGUAGCCAAGAUCAAGGAAAAGUCACAAGAGGAGUGUGAGACACAUCUAAAAGUAGUAAUGUCAUCAAUAAAAGAAAACCUGACAUCUGAACAUUACCUGAGUCCUGGUGGUUUCCAGGCGCUGAAGAAGGAUCUUGAUAAGGCCGUCAAGGAGUAUAAAGAAAAGACUAAGGAUGAAAUGGAGGGGUGUGCUGUCCUCACCCACUUCUUGGAAGAAGAGAAACCUCAUGUAGACCAGGUACAAAAAAUAGACAGCAGGCUGACAGAGGAACAAAAGCGUGUCUCUGCUUUGGAAGAGGAGCUCUCAAGGGCGAAAUGUGAGAGGGAGAAGAUGGAGCAGAAGAGGAAAGAACUUGAGGAAUCCAAGGAAAAGGAGAUCCUAGAGCAGAUCAAGAAGAGGUUUGAGGAGAGUAAAAUGUGCAGCGUGGAGGAGCUGAAAGAAGCCAUGGAACAUACGAAGAGUGAGAUGAAGAAAUACGAAGCUGAAGGCAGGAAGGAGGAUGCGGAAAGGGCUCGACAGAGGUACGAGUACCUGAAAAAGAAAUAUGAACAGUCAACAGAAUGGAGUUUCAUGAAAUUCAUAAGGGGAGUGCUGAGAUUAUUUCAGAUCAGGUAACUGUGGUGUGCGCUGUGGCAAAAUUGUAUCCCUAGCAGGAAGGCAGUUAAAAAAAUGUGUACAUUUAGAAAUGUGUCCACAGCACCAAUCCUGUGACAUUCCUAACAGCUUCCAACGACUCCCCUCCCCAGUCUGAUCAGUGAACUGGACCCUAAAUAUUGUCCACCACACACAUUCCACAUCCAAUCCACAGCCGGAUAUCAGAGACACACACUGAAACAUUUAAAAGGGGCCAGAUUCCAGCUGGUGAAUCUCAGAACCCCAGGGAUGUGACUGAGACAGUGUAAUAUGUCCCACUCACUCAAUCCCCUCACACGGCCGACGGACACUCUCACCCAUGACCGACUCUCCCCACUGACUAAAUCCCCUACCACAGUCCAUGGACACUCACCCCCACUCACUAAAUCCCCUCCCACACCCCACGGAAACUGUCCCCCAUCACUGACUCCUCCGCCCAUGAAAUCCCCUCCCACAGCCCAUGGACAUUCUCCCCUAUCACCGACUGUCCUCACCUACCGAACCCCCCCCCCACAGCCCAUGGACAAUCUCCCCUAUCACCGACUGUCCUCACCUACCGAACCCCCUCCCACAGCCCAUGGACAUUCUCCCCUAACAACAGGAAUUCUGCAGAUGCUGGAAAUUCAAGCAACACACAUCAAAGUUGCUGGUGAACGCAGCAGGCCAGGCAGCAUCUAUAGGAAGAAGCGCAGUCGACGUUUCAGGCCGAAACCCUUCUCCCAUUCUCCCCUAUCACUGACUGUCCUCACCUACUGAACCCCCUCCCACAGCCCAUGGACGCUCUGCCCAAUCACUCUCCCACCAUCCACUGAACAGACCCCCACAGCUCACGGACAAUCUCACCAAUUACCAAUUCCCCAACCCCCACCAAAUCACUUUGCACAUUCCAUGUAUGCUCUCUGUCAUCACCAACUCUUCCCCCCAACUCACUGAAUCCUCUCCCACAGCUGACAGACACAAUCUCCAAUAACAAGCUCUCCCCACCCACUGAACUACUCCACAAUCUCACAGACUGUCUCCCUCAUCACCAACUCCCCUACCUACUGAAUCCCCUCACACAGCCCACAGACUCUUCCCAAUUACCAACUCUCCCCAUCCACUGAAUCCUCUACUGCAGCUCACAGACACUCUCCCCACCCAUUAAAUUCCCUCCCACAGCCCGUCUACUUUCUCCCCUGCCACCGACUUCCCCCACCCCAACCACUGAAUUCCGUCCCACAGCCCAUGGACAUAAAGUUAGCUCAUGUCUAGUUCUUAUCCACGUUUUUACAAUCCUCUCAUAUACCUGUCCAUACUGUACCACAAUUACCUGAACUAUCAAUUAUAAGGAGCUCUGUUUAUCCUUGGGCAAUUCAUCAAACUCUCCUUGGCACAGAAUGUCAGCUCUCACAAUGUCCUCAUCUGCUGGUUCAGUGUUCUGGGUCAGCAGUCAGCUCUAUUCAAUACUGACCCUGUGUUGAUAAUGUGUCCUUCCUCCACUCUGCUCUGUGUUCUGUGGAUCUCUCUCACCAGCAGAGUUUCCUCCCAGAGGCUGAUGGGAACUUGUCAUCUCCCUCUGGCUGUUACAUUCCCACCAUCAAUCCACGAUCAGUGUGAUUACUGGAUCACACUAAUUAUCCAGGCAAUAAAUCUGACCGCCAGCAAUGAACAAUUGGAAGCUGAAAUGCAGGACCAGAUGAACAUUCAGCAGAGAUACGUGAAACUGCAGGCGCUGGAAUCUGGAACAACAACAGGAAGAUGGAGGAAUCUCCAGUGGGUCGAGCAGCAUCUGUGUUGGUGGGGGUGGGGGUAAAGGAAUUGUUGACGCUGGGUCAAGAUCAUGUAUUAGAACUGAUAGAGGUGUCCUCAGCACAGGGACCUGACCCAAAAUGUCGACAAUUCCGUUCCUACCACAGAUAUUGCUUCAUCCACAGAGUUCCUCCAGCAGGUUAUUGCUUUAUACAAGAUGAGUGAAUAGUUUUAGCUAAUAGAUUUGUUAAGUAACAUAGAUGCUACAUUUAACCACAAUAUAACUUUAUGAACAAAUCAGUAAUCUUACCAAUUAUCCAAAGCAAUGUAACUACAAUAAUAAGAAUCAAUAUAUUUAGGUGUGGAUGAACUUACGUUUGUAGAUAUUGGAUCCUCAUCCCACUACAUGGAAGCGUGGAUUUAAAUACUAGCAGUUUGUGUAUGCUGGUAAAUCUGUGAAACUUCAAUAAAGGUCUGGUAUGA